UCAGACGGGAGUAGCGGUACAGUAGGAGAGAUCACACAUUUCCCGGAUAAAAUACGUUAAUUCACCUGGAAAAUUUCUUUUAAGUAACGGUUAAACAGCCAUUCUAAAUUGAGAUACCUUAAUGAGGGAUAUAAGAUUUUUCUCUCUUUCGAACAUCAAUGCAUAGAAAACUCCACACACAAAAGCCUUUCACAUCAAACAGCCUGUACAUGCUGCCUACAAAAUAUAACCUAUUUGGCAAUAAAUAAUCCUUCCGUUGAGGGCGUUUAACUGCUCGUCAGCCGUUUUUGCACAACGUUCCUUUCUAUUUAACAGCUAACAUGGACGAGGACAAUCAAGUCUAUGAGGAGCUGUCUCCGGAGGAGAGGGACGAGCUCUCCAACAUUCGGCGGAGGAAGAAAGAGCUGCUGGAUGAUAUUGAGAGGUUGAAGUUCGAGAUCGCUGAAGUCAUGACCGAGAUCGAGCAGCUCACCUGCAUGGGAGAGAGCAAGUCUUCACAAAGGAACAAACAGAUUGCUGUGGGGAGGAAGAAGUUUAACAUGGAUCCUAAAAAGGGCAUCCAGUUUCUCCUGGAGAAUGACCUCCUCCAGCAUACCCCUGAAGACAUCGCCCAGUUCCUCUACAAAGGGGAGGGGCUCAACAAAACAGUCAUCGGCGACUACCUGGGGGAACGGGACGAGUUCAACAUCAAAGUGCUGCAGGCCUUCGUGGAGCUGCACGAGUUCGCUGACCUCAACCUGGUGCAAGCCUUAAGGCAGUUUCUGUGGAGCUUCAGACUCCCGGGUGAGGCGCAGAAGAUUGACAGGAUGAUGGAGGCCUUCGCCUCCCGGUACUGCGGGUGCAACCCGGGAGUGUUCCAGUCCACAGACACGUGUUACGUGCUCUCCUUCGCCAUCAUCAUGCUGAACACCAGCCUGCACAACCCCAACGUGCGAGACAAGCCGGCGGUGGAGCGCUUCAUCUCCAUGAACCGGGGCAUCAAUGAGGGCGGCGACCUGCCCGAAGAGCUGCUGAGGAAUUUGUAUGAAAGCAUCAAAAACGAGCCGUUCAAAAUCCCGGAGGACGACGGAAACGACCUGACGCACACCUUCUUCAACCCCGACAGAGAGGGCUGGCUGCUGAAACUGGGGGGAAGAGUGAAGACCUGGAAACGCCGGUGGUUCAUCCUCACAGACAACUGCCUGUACUACUUUGAGUACACCACAGAUAAGGAGCCUAGGGGGAUCAUCCCUCUGGAGAACCUGAGCAUCAGAGAGGUGGAGGAGCCCAGGAAACCUAACUGCUUCGAGCUGUAUAACCCAGGGCAUAAGGGUCAGGUGAUCAAGGCCUGUAAGACAGAGGCCGACGGGCGAGUGGUGGAGGGGAAUCACGUGGUCUACAGAAUCUCCGCCCCCACGCCAGAGGAGAAAGAGGAGUGGAUCAAGUCAAUCAAAGCCAGCAUCAGCAGGGAUCCAUUCUACGACAUGCUAGCCACCAGGAAACGAAGGAUCGCCAACAAGAAAUGAGGCUCACCGCCCCCAGGCGUAGUGCAGACUGUCACUCUGGCAGCACUCGCGGGACCGCUUUUAUUUUGAAGGAUUCUUCCCCGCAGACACUCCACAGCGCAGCUGCUGAUUGGCCCGUGGGACCUCAUUGGAAGCCAAAGGCUUGAGAUGAUGGGAAAUAUUGCGCAACAUGGCACAUCCUUUUCCAAUAAAUGAGUUGGUAUGUGUGCAUGAGCAUUAAUGUCCAACCCCUGUACAUUAUGACCUUGCUGUGUUCAGACUGCCUGACUGACACAGAUACUGCUUUAAUGCAGGGUCCAGUCCAGUUACAGAUACUGCUUCAAUGCAGGGUCCAGUCCUGUCAUUCCUAGUUGCCUGGGUCCAGAUGGCACUUCUGAGAUGCCCUUUGAGGUUGUCCCAGAAAAGCUUCUUGUGGCGUCCCAGGGCACAGAUGCACAUACACGCCAAGUAGUAUAGGAUUUGAUAUACGAAACCAGGUAUUUUUUUAAAUGGUGGCAAAAACUGUUGGAAGUGUUCAAAGGUAAAAAGCACCCAUAAACAGUCAACCUGAAACAGACUGGAAGCAGCCGGAACUGUGACUCUUUUCGUUCUCCUGCAUCAUGUGACUCCAGCAAGCCAAUCAUGCAGAGAGAAUCCACCAAAUAUUUUAUUGUUAAGUUCUCCAAAACUGUGCUAUAAAUGCUAAAAUAUGACAUUCAAAAUACUGAGAAAAAUAUUUUAAAUAUAUGUCAAAAUAUUCUAUAUGCUACGCAGUAUAAAUUAUUAUCAUUUUCAUAUAUGUAAGUCUAUGCAUAGAGUGGAUUGUAUAUUAUAUAAUACAAACAUUGGCAUAAUGAUUUAUAAGUAUAUUUGUAAAUAUUUUCUGUAUUUUGACAUAUAUUAAAUGCAUUCCUUACAUUUUGCAAUUCAUAUUUUACUAUAUUAUAGCUAUGUAUAGGUAAAUGUGCUACAUAUUACUAGCACAAAUGCCUUUUCAUUUUCUUGGGGGAUUUCUUAAGCUAUAUUAUAGAAUCUAACGUUGGUCCACAGCAUUUUUAAAAUAUCGUAACUUCUAAAUCAGCUGGACUGAUUGCAUGUCACCUGUGGUUUAAUUGAAAUGUCAUACUUUUUAAACAGCUCCUCACUCAGUGAAGUUUGGGGUUGCAGUGAGUUUAAGCUUUUCUUUGUAGGACUUCAGUGCAGGAGACGGGUAUUUAUGUCAUGUGAUCCCUAUGUGUAUGAUUGUUUGUGUUUUGGUUUCUGUAAUAUGUAUGCACAGAUACUUUGAACUCACCAGAUUCUCAGAUCCUGCAUUCUUUCUGUUCUCUUUGUUUCUUAGCAACAGGAGACUCUUGUUUGUGACUGGAGUUUCCAAAGCGAUAUUCCAGAAAAAAUAUUAUAUUCCAAAAUGUUCCAUUCUCGCAGCACUGUAUUUGGAAUAUUUUGGCUUCAUCAGCAGGUAAUACAGGGCUUUCAAUGCUAAGAAUACAGAGAUUAAUAUCCAGUGUGUCUACAGAAUCUGGGAUGUAAAGAACUUGGUCUGCCUGUUUGCUUUGAAUUCCAACUACAGUCCCAACAGCCAGUUGCAUUUGUAUUUAUUUACUUUGUGCUGUUGCGAGAAAAAGAAGAAGAAAUUCUGAUUGUUACUGUUAAAUUUAGUUAUGUGUAAAUAAUGUAGAAAGAUUGCAUUUUUGUUGAUGUUUGUACAUUUUACAGCAUGGAAACCCAUACAGCUAUGUCACACAUCAAUAAAAGUGAUAGGUUACAUGUCUCUGCACAAAAAUACUUCAUUUUGUGCACAGUGUAAGACAGUUGUAUUCAUUCUUGCUCAUUGAGAGUCACAGGGUGUGCAGGAUUUCUGUUUUUACAUUAAACACAGCAACCAUUUCAGACCCAAUAAACUAUGUGAGGUGAUUUAAAUGAGUAAUCAACUGAGAUUAAGUGUUGAAUACCAAUUCCCAUUCUCUACAAGCAAAGGUGAAUACCACUGGUGUCGGAGAAUCUUAAAAUGAUGUUAACAUGUGAAGACGCAGAGUAUUGAUGAGGACAAAGCCAGUUAAGUUGAACAUGCGAUUGCAAAAUAAAAGCCCUGGCCCAGGGCAGACUCUUAUCUUGAAAUGCCUUUUGAGGCAGUAAUUAAACUUUUUUUUUAAUACUUGUGUAAUGGUUGUAUCUGUGAAAUACAAAAUUAUGAAUUAACAAAAUAUGAUAAAUAUUUAGACCUGUAUGUGUAUAAAUUUACAUGAUGAAAAAUUAAAUCAGUUAUUUGUU
Molecule: messenger RNA, 3755 nt
Organism: Conger conger (European conger)
Lineage: Eukaryota; Metazoa; Chordata; Actinopteri; Anguilliformes; Congridae
Product: cytohesin-3
Exons: 13
Coding region: 321-1505 (394 amino acids)
Biological process (GO): regulation of ARF protein signal transduction
Molecular function (GO): guanyl-nucleotide exchange factor activity
Source: RefSeq, a predicted model, not a curated record